This is a messenger RNA of Procambarus clarkii (red swamp crayfish), 7168 nucleotides long. The record is from RefSeq and is a predicted model, not a curated record. Lineage: Eukaryota; Metazoa; Arthropoda; Malacostraca; Decapoda; Cambaridae.
GCCCGGUCACCGCCAGUUGCCCGCCACCCGUCGUAGGGAUAGCACGCACCCUCUCCGCUCCCGCCACCAGCCGCUCUCCUCGCUCCGCUCCACUUUUACUCCAACUUCUCUCCCGUGUUCCCUUGCCAAAGUGAAGUCCGAAUCGUAUACCCCUUUAAUACGGCUCAUUACCUGUGUGUCACGGUAAAUUGAUGGCAUUAGGAUUUAAAAGACCGUAUCGUGGUAUUACAAAAAAGUUGUGCAAGAGGAACUGGGCGAGUUUUUAUGGCGGAGUCCACGUGACGUUGGCUCAGAAACACACCAUUGUCCUGCGAACGUCUUCCUCAUUUUAGGCGAUAAGACGAGCUUGUGAUAAGAUAGUGAGAGGUGAGUGCGGGCCCGUCCAGGGAGCAGUGUGGUGGUGUCAGCGCUCUCCACCACCACCACCACUACCACAAGGUCAAGAUCACCACCACCUGCCUGCCUCCGCCCCCACCACCAUCGCCGCCGCCCCUCUCUCUCUCUCCCACACGGCCGCCCACGCCUCUCUCACCCCCACCCAUCGCCCACCCCCAAAAAUCGCGGGUCUACGGCACUUAGAUUUUUACUGGAGGAAAGCCGAGUGAAAGGAAAAGUUGUUGACCCGGUAACCGUGUUGACCUGACCCACAUAUUACGCUGACCCAUUCACCUAUGGGCUGAGUAGUGCACCCGUGACCCCACGCCACCCACCCCGCCAUUCAUAGCGAGAGUGACCCCCCACCCCACCCCCAUCUCACCCCUCUCCCCCCCCCCCCCCCUUGAACCUGAAGAUGGCACUGGCACUUACGCAAGCAGCGACGCUUGACACUGGCGCGAGAUGUACCUGUAUUUGAUGACCUUCGCUUGUAUCGUACAUUGACCCACGACGCGAUCUUUUUUCUCUUGAGUUAUCAGACUGUAGUGACUGGCGGGCUCCCUGCCGAUCACUUGAUAGUGACAUUUCCUCCAAGUUCCACGUAUGGCCAAGGUGCUGGCGACGACGGGUCGAAGCGGUGGAAUGUUUGUGCUGGGUUCUGGCGUAGCGACACUCAACCUUUCGGCCAUGGGGGACGAAAGUUGCUCUGAAGUAUCGAGUUCUUCGCCUCUCACUAGCCCCGGGGCCCUGUCCCCCCCAGCCCUCGUUAGCGUCGGCAUGAGCCCCCCGACCUCCCUCGCCUCCUCCGACAUUGGCGAGGUCGACCUCGACUUCUGGGACCUCGAUCUCAACUCUCAUAGUCCCCCUCACGGCAUGCUUGCGGCGGCCUCCACGACCACCUCCCUCCUCGCCAACCCUAGGAGCCUCACGGCGCUCUCAGACACCUCCUCGAUUUCAGGUCGAGAUGACAUGUCCCCCUCCUCCCUCACCAACUACGGCUCCGACUCCUACAGCGACCUCAAGAAGAAGAAAGGUCCCAUACCCCGACAGGCAGAGGAGCUGUGCCUGGUGUGUGGGGACAGGGCCUCUGGAUAUCAUUACAACGCGCUAACCUGUGAGGGAUGCAAAGGUUUCUUCCGAAGAUCUAUUACCAAGAAUGCAGUAUAUCAGUGUAAAUAUGGCAACAAUUGUGAAAUGGACAUGUAUAUGAGACGCAAGUGUCAAGAAUGUCGCCUGAAGAAAUGUCUCAGUGUUGGCAUGCGGCCAGAAUGCGUGGUUCCCGAGUCUCAAUGCCAGGUAAAACGUGAACAGAAAAAAGCUAGGGAUAAAGACAAAAAAGAUUAUCCCAGCCUUGGUUCCCCCAUAGCUGAGGAGAAGGCCAUUCAUUUUAGUCCAGUGAGUAAUGAUUGUAAACCCAAAGGAUCACCAACUGCAUCCGCUAUGCAGUUCAAAAAUCUUGUGGGAAGCAGUAACAUCUCUCUAAGUCCUGUGUCGGCAAUUCCAAGAUCAAAUGUAAAGCCCUUGACUCGAGAGCAGGAAGAACUGAUUCACACGCUAGUCUAUUAUCAAGAAGAGUUUGAGCAGCCUUCAGAAGAAGAACUAAAGAAAAUCAAAUUUACCUUCGAUGGUGAAGAUACAAGUGACAUGAGAUUCAGGCACAUAACCGAGAUGACGAUCCUCACAGUUCAGCUCAUUGUGGAAUUCUCCAAGCAACUACCUGGUUUCGGCACUCUUCAACGAGAAGACCAGAUUACUCUGCUCAAGGAUUACGAAAUAAGUGAAGACGACUCGGAUGCCAAGUUUAAACACAUCACAGACAUGACCAUCCUCACAGUCCAGCUGAUCGUAGAGUUCUCCAAGCGUCUUCCUGGAUUUGACACACUACUCAGGGAGGACCAGAUUACACUUCUAAAGGCAUGCUCUUCUGAGGUGAUGAUGCUUAGAGCUGCACGGCGCUAUGAUUCCAAGACUGAUUCAAUUGUAUUUGGAAAUAACUUUCCAUAUACACAACACUCCUAUGAGUUAGCAGGCUUGGGAGAGUCGGCCGGUACACUUUUCCGCUUCUGUCGUAAUCUGUGUAAGAUGAAGGUGGAUAAUGCAGAAUAUGCAUUGUUAGCAGCUAUUGCCAUUUUCUCAGAGAGACCUAACCUAAAAGAACUCUCUAAAGUAGAAAAACUUCAAGAAAUAUACCUCGAAGCAUUGAAAUCGUAUGUGGAGAAUCGACGAAUGCCACGAUCCGCAAUGGUGUUUGCAAAGUUGCUGAAUAUUCUCACAGAAUUGCGAACCCUUGGAAACCUGAACUCAGAGGUGUGCUUCUCUCUCACACUCAAGAACAAGCGACUUCCGCCUUUCUUGGCAGAGAUUUGGGAUGUUACUGGAUGUUAAUGCUGAGCCACCGCCACUUCCCGGGUGCCAUGUUACUGAGGUCGACUUACGAAUGUGAGAGGAUGGUUGUGAGUCAUCUGGGGGUGGUGGGUGGUCCCUACACAAUGUACCUGCAGGCUGUGAGUGAGAGACUGAUAAUGCUGUGGGAGCAGCUUUACACUGCCACCCAGGACCCACUUUCAGCCACCUGAUGUGUCUAUGUGCUAGGCCGCCGUUGUGACAGUGCUGUGCAGCCCGCCACCAGUGCAAUGUAGAGUGUAUAAUGAUGCGCCCAGUUUGUCCAAGGGGCAACAGAACAUGCAAUGUAGCCUUACUUAUUAUUAUUCAUUAGGAUCCUUUCUUUAAGCUGUGAGGGGUGACACUGGCAAUUGUUAUAUCAUUGAUCUCUCUCAUGUGUGCGCAUGCACACACACACACACACACAAUCACUCACACACACACACACAACAAAAUAUACAAUGAUAUUCCAACCCAUCCUCCAAAAAAAUUAUAAUACUAUAUUGAUUAUGUAUGGAAUGUACAAAAUAUGGACUGUUGUACCCCCCAAAAAAAAGUACUGAAAUUAAUGGAACUAAAUGUACUCGAUUAAUGAUAGGUUGUUUGAAAGGGUCAGUACUAGAAUGAGGGGGAUACAAGUGAAACAUCCGAAUGAGCCAAAGAGAUGUACCCGGUAAAGAAAAUUUUCUUAAAUGUAAGGGCAGUGAGUGGAAUACAUUAGAGUAGAAAGCAGUGGAGGUAAACUCUAUACAUGAAUUGAAAUGUAAAUACUGUAUAACAAGAUUCAUGGGAGGACGGGGAUGCGUCACACGAGACGAUUAAUGGUUAAGAGAUAUGGGCCAGGAGCUGGAGCUCAAUCCCAACAAAUACAGACACGUACACACAUGCACAGAAAUGCAUGUGUGUGUGUGUACACAUGAUAAAAUGUACAUGUACAUAUUGUAUACACAUGCAUUCAUAUAGAUACACACAUGUAUGAAUAAUGUGUCUAAUAAUAUAUAAGAAUAUGUAAAGCUACAUUGCAAUGUUGCUCAGAUACUGCGCAAGCCACUAUUUGGCAGGCAACGAACUCCACGUGCCUUGCUUACGGUCAAGCUUCUGUUUCCUAUCUAAUUCUCAAGGUGUUCCUGAGGGACUGAGGAGAGUGGAAUUUAAACACAAAGGAACAGUGCGAUGUCUUCGGAUCCAUAUUUUUAUAUGACUUCUUACUUGUUAAUUUAAUUGAGCUGGUAUGCCGUCCUUACAAGUAGUAGACUAUUGAAAAUAUAUGUUAAUAUUAUUGUAAUGUUAUUAUUACUGCUAUAAAGUGUAAUCUUGUACCAAUAUCCCUGCCCUUACACAUGGAAGGUUGUGUAUAAAUCAGCUUACAUUAAGACUUGAGAAUUGUAGUGGUGCCGUCUAGAAUGUGAAAUCGUUUUGCAGUUUGCUCCUAUGAAUUGUGCAAUGUAAAUGGACUAUGUUAGUAACAUAUCUCCUGUAGUGUGGAAUGGGGUACUCGAUGCCAUACAGAUAAAUAGAAUUAAUAAAAAAUUUACACACUUAAACAUUUAUAUACUAUAUUUGUAAUGGAAUAUCACAUUGAAUUUGUUUUUCAUAAGGCACCCUAGAGGAAACAUUGUUUCUCAAUUUAUCAUUUAAAAUAAAUUUUUCUAUAAAUUUUAAUGGUUUUAAUAGUAAUAUGGCAUCUAAACUUAUAAUUGAUAAAUUAAAUUGCCGUUAGUACCCAGACAUUACCAAAGUUAAAAUUUUGCAAUAUUGAUCACAUAAUUUAAAUGUGAGCAUGUAAGCAUUAAUAUCCCGGUCCUGCAUUGAAGAAAGAGAUUCCUAUCCUUAGCCAAUUAGCCAGCAUUAUGAAAAAUUACUUUAAUUUCUCAGAAAAAUGUAAUUAGGAAUGAAGAACCACACCUGCACCUGAUGUGCACUCCUUUAUCUUCCAAUAUCCAAGAAAUGAUAGCUAACCCUUAGAAACGCCCUUUUCCUUUUUGUUCAAUCAAAAUACAUAAGAAAUGUGUGGCAAGUAGAAUUUUACAGCUGUUGCCCUUAUCCUCCUAACUUUAACAUUAGAAUCUCUCACUGGUCACCCUAACCCAAAAUGAGAAAAUCAAGUAACAAUAUACCAUAUGCAGUAUAGUAAAUUUGCAGACAGUAGAAAUUUUGAAUUUACCUGAAAAGUACAACUGAUAGUAUAGAUUAAGAUAAAAAUUCUUAUUGUAAGGGAAAUGAAUAGGGUGCUGAGUUAAUAAAAUUGUCCAGGGUGCUAUUUAAAAAAAAAAAACGCUGUUUCCAGAAGGGCUCAGGAACUUUGCCUAGAAUACUUGAUAUGACAAGCAAUAUGGUCUGCUGCAUUGUUCUUUAAUAUGACACAUUUUUCAGUCAUUUUGACAGUGAUAAUGUGACUUAUUAAAUGUCGUUAUUAGGCGCACUAUUGCUUUUCUUGUCAGUUAUUAACUUAGGAGCAUAGGUUGUCCUUAUAAAAUGUAAUGCUCAGAUUCAGGGAUGUCGAUUGAGUAAAUUUUCUGAUUUGGUGAUAAUUAGCACCUUAAAAAUUAAGUAAUUAGAAUAAAAGCUGAAACUGAAAUCCCUGAAACUGUUGAAUUACCCACCCCUGGCUUCUCCAUGUUGUGUAAGCCGCCCAUGAUAUCUAGUUCAUGUUCUGGACAAGUGAUGUGUAUAUUUGUGAUUGUAAAGAUUCUUGGAUAUACUAAUUCCUUGUUCAGACUGAAAUAUAUUUGUAUAUCAUGAAUCCAGUGCAUUAUCUCAUGUUGUUGUUUGUCCAGAAAUAUUGGUUGUUUGCUACAAUUUCAGUGUUUUAAUAUCUGUAAAGCAGGUUUUGUAAAGCAAAAUAUGUCAAAUGGCAACAAAUGAUUCUGAAAGAAUGAAGAAGAUAUUCUUAAAGAGUGAAUGUGUGUAAGUACAGAAAGAUUUCACCUUCAUCAUAGAUUAAGGUCAUCUUCCAUAGUCUUUUAGCUUUUCUCAUCUUCACAUCUUCAUUUUUUUGGUAGCCACUUUUCAGCACAUAAGAGGAUGUUAGGUCUGUGUAACAAGUUGGUUAAAAAUGGCUCAAGCUGGGCUAGACUUUAUACCCAAAAAGUUUGUGAUCAAAAGUAUUUGGGGUAUGAUGGCACCCAGUAGCUUGUGUCAGUUGCAGCUGUUUCACCUACACUUCAGAAGAGGAAAAUAUUGUAAGAGAUCAGUGGCUAUGAUUGUAAAUAAUAAAAUGUUGGAUCUGAGGUGGGAAAUCAAUUUUAAUAUACUUUUUAUCUGACCAUUUUAUUGUUAUCAUUUGGUACCAUUUUCAGUCAGUGCAGUUUCAUUUUGAUGAGGUGUUGAGGUUGAUGUAAUUAGUUAAAGUAUAAUUCCAUUGUGAAUAAAGGUGUACUUGAGAUUUUAAUCCUUGUCACUGGAUAAUUUAAUGUCUAAUGCAGGUAGGAACUGCCGCAUGGCUCAUUGACAAGCUUAGCUAAUCAGUAUGCACCUCUCAUAUUACAUUUUUUGUAAUGACUGUCUACUUGGUCAAAAGAUAUUUCAAGCACUCUCAGAUUCUUCCAGUUGUUGAGUAGUCUCGGUGCAUAAUACAAGUUCUGUGAUAUUCAUCUUGUAAAGAAAGCCUUUUAUUGAAUAUGAUAUUAAAGACUCAGAUUAUAUAGUCUGAAAACUUUUAAAUGCACAAAUAUUGUUAAUUGGUGGACUGUUUUAUUUGUUCUAAAGAGCAACACUAUAAGAGCUUAAUUAAUCUACUGUGUUCGUAUCUGAAAAAUAGUGUGAUAAUUUUGGUUUAGUCAUAAUGAAAUCCAUGACUGUUAUCUUUUUAAGGCAUUUAUAUUGUAUUAGUGAGGAAAGAGCCAAUCAAAUACAUUUAAAUUUAAGUAGCGUCAAUCAACAAAAAUCAAGUAAUCCAUUUUCAUAAUGGAUUAACUGUGAAAAUGUCCGAUUACUUGGUACCUGCGAACACAGCCUGUCCCCUGGUUUGUUUUUAUUUGUCUUAACCAACUUGUUGCCAUUAAUGGUAGGUUUGUGGAUGGAAUCCAUCUGGGGAAAUUAGGAAAGUAUUCAGUGAAGAGAUUUUGUAAUUAUAUUUUCUUGGUCUACUUUGAAGAAACCCAAGACUAAUGCAUGUAUAAAUGAACCAUCUUGUCAGUAUUUGCUUUUGUGAGAACAUGUAUUCAAAUGUGGUUGGUUGAAACUUAAAUCACCCAAUCACUUUUGAAAGGGCCAUAUAAAUGUGUCUCACUGUCCUCUGAUUGGUCAGCUUCUAUAGUCCACAAGCCAAUCAGGUGUCAGUUAUACGUCCAUGCUCCUCCUCCAUUAAAAUGAUUGUGACAAUUUUGCUGGAAAUGAGCAACUCAUUAUUAAUUUUGAGAAAUGUUUUUUAUAUUAAAUUUGGAAAAUAAUAAAAUUAUCUUGUUUCUUU